This is a messenger RNA of Lodderomyces elongisporus, 1245 nucleotides long. RefSeq lists its product as uncharacterized. The coding region runs from base 1 to 1245 and encodes 414 amino acids. NCBI's taxonomy places the organism in Eukaryota, Fungi, Ascomycota, Pichiomycetes, Serinales, Debaryomycetaceae. The transcript has a single exon. The record is from RefSeq and is a predicted model, not a curated record.
AUGACUAGUGACGCUAAGAUCGAGGAAGUUAAAGAGAAACUUCACGAGAUGGAGGAUAAUGUUGCAGAUGAAGAUACUGCAUUUCUCGACAUCUACAUCCGUUUCAACGAUGAUCAAGAAAAAGACUAUUGUUUCCAAAUAACGACAACCACUAGGUUUAAUGACUUGUACAAGAUUUUUGAAACUUUACCAAUUGCAUUGCGUCCUAGUUUAUUCUAUCACCCACAACCUAUUGGGUUCCGCAAAUCAACUUCUCCAGGUUAUUUAACUGAAGAUGGUAAUUUCUUAUUCGAUGAAGAAGCAGGCAAGACUAAAAGUUCCGUUAUCCCUGGCGACGAAUUAAUCAAUAGCCAUGUAUGGCCAGGACAAUUGAUCCUUCCCGAAUGGCAAUUUAACGACUUUGCAUUCUACUCGACAGUAGCUCUAUUGUUGACUUGGCUCUAUACAGACUUGCCAGAUUUUAUCUCACCUACUCCCGGUAUCUGUUUAACCAAUCAAAUCACCAAGCUUCUAAGUGUUGCAGCCAUUAAAUUUGGUUACUCCAACGUUGCCAAGCUUUUGUUACAAGACAUUGAGGAUGACGUGAGCAUCGUUUUGCAGUGCAUCUUUUUUGCAUUCCACUUGAUCAAGGUUGGUUUUUUGUUUGGAUUCCUUUAUACUGGUGCAUUCAACCCAAUAAGAUUAUUUAGAAUGCCUGGAAGCGUUGCACCAAAACCAACAAAGGAGCAAUUGGUAGAAUUGGGCUGGACGGGAACCAGGAAAGCCACAAUUGAAGAAUAUAGAGACUAUUACAGAGAGUUUAAGAUUCAAGAACAUGGCGGAAUGAUUCAGGCCCACCAAGCAGGAUUGUUCAAUAUUCUUAGACAUCUUGGUGUACAAUUGCAAGCUGGUGAAGGAUACAACACGCCAUUGGUCAAGAACAACAUGAAGAAAACAAUGAAGGAAAUUGUUAAUGAAGCAGAGACCAAUGCUGCUAAUUUCAAGCUUCAGUUGAGUUAUGAAUGGUUUGCUGAGUUGGGCUAUGUUUUUGCUGCCAACUCCGAUGGGAAGGAGGGUAAAGAGUUGGCUGAAUUGAUUAAGCAAUUCAGAAGGUAUGGAUUGUUGAUUAGCGAUAGAAGAAUCAAACAAGUUGUCGAGGCUAGAAAAUCACAGGUGAAGGAUGAAUCUAAUAAUAGUAAUGGUGAAGAAGAAAAACCAUUGACUCCAUUGCCCCCAAGAGAAAAGAUUGAAGUUGUUGAAGAGUAA